Messenger RNA from Aspergillus pseudotamarii, 2928 nucleotides. Its product is annotated as RIC1 family protein. Gene Ontology annotation, biological process: retrograde transport, endosome to Golgi; intracellular protein transport. Bases 1 to 2928 code for a protein of 975 amino acids. NCBI's taxonomy places the organism in Eukaryota, Fungi, Ascomycota, Eurotiomycetes, Eurotiales, Aspergillaceae. The record is from RefSeq and is a predicted model, not a curated record. Gene Ontology annotation, molecular function: protein binding. Gene Ontology annotation, cellular component: Golgi membrane; cytosol; Ric1-Rgp1 guanyl-nucleotide exchange factor complex. The transcript is spliced from 6 exons.
AUGUACUGGCCCAAUGGAGUACCUCGGGUCUAUGCGGUCAAUGGCCCUGCGAUUCCCUUCGUGCCGUCCGACGAUAAUGAAGAAUUAGAUUUGGAGCGCUCUGUAGAACAGAGACUGUCGCUGAAUGAGAAUGGGCCCAAGGAACCGUCCAAGGAGGAGGUUGCCUGGGCUGACGAGGCCAUUGACGGCCUCUGCGUCUCUCGGAGCGGUCAUAUGUUUGCGACUAUGACGGCUACUUCAAUAGCUGUGUGGCAAACAAGACCGACCGCUGUUGUCGCCGCUGUCGCCCGAUCCGCUUCGUCGCUUAGCACUUAUGGUCCGAAUGUAGCUUUGCUGAUGCACCCCGACUCGACGAUAAUCGUUGUUCAGACGCUUAAAGGAUACCUCCUCACCUAUACAGUUGCUACCGACCCACAUGGUUAUGUUUAUCAGCAACAUUUCGAUCACUCUACCCAAACCCGCCGGCAGCAGCUUGCCCGCGAGGAAGAUGCGAAUGGCGUCCGGGAUGCUAGUAUUCGCUUCAGGAUGGCUAUUAAGAUAGAGUCUGGAAUUGUGAAAGCUCUGGCGCUGGACAACGAGCUUGUGGUUGCUACCGUGAAACCCGCGGCAAUUCAAUGCAUUCGAUGGACACCUGAUGCGCAAGGCGCCCAAACUACCUCGGAAUUGCUAAGCCGCAUAUUGGGUGUCUCUAAGCGGACAUCUAUUACAGAGAUGGUGUAUGAUCGUGCUAUCAACCUCUUGGUCUGGGUAACAAAUGAAGGUCAGGCGUACGCAGUUCAACGCGUACCCGAGGGCUCGCGUGAUCCGGAGAAUCCAAAGAAGCUCUUCAACGGUCACUGCUUCCACAGUCCGAAGAAUGACGGCGAGAAAGCACUCAGGGUUGCCGUCAAUGCUCGGUUCUCGCUGCUUACUGUGAACUGCGCCAACGGUGACAUCUUCGUGUAUACUGCUAAAGACUACCUUGGAAAUGUCCCACUAUCUCAUAAACUGCAACUCCCGGCAUCGCCUCACACAACAGGCAAUUUAAGCUUCAUGUCCUACUCGCCGGAUGGCUACUGUCUCUUUGCAGGCUACGAACGUGGUUGGACAACAUGGAGCGUGUUCGGCAAGCCAGGAGGAAAUAGUUUCUCGACGGACAGGUCUCUUGCUGAAACCAAUGCCGAGGAUUGGCUAACAGGGGUCUCAUAUGGAUGCUGGAUAGGUGGAGGCUCAGAUAUCAUCUUGACCGCACAGAAUGAUCGUCGCCUAUGGAUUCUGGAGACGGCACGGAGCGCUUUGACAGGCUGCUUUUCAUCCGCGAAUCUGGCUAGAGGCUUAUUACAAACUGGAACCGAGAUCAUUCUGUACCGAGGGCAUGACUUACCCGACCUUAUGACUAUCUCGGGCAAGGACUCCCUCUGGCAUCAUGCGCAAUAUCCCCCGACCUACCUACACUCGCAGUGGCCAAUUCGUUCUAGUGUAGUGUCCCAGGAUGGGAGAUACGUAGCAAUCGCAGGUAGAAGAGGCUUAGCACACUACAGUGUCAACAGCGGGCGCUGGAAAGUCUUUGAGGACUCUAAAAUGGAGAACUCGUUCGCGGUCCGGGGUGGUAUGUGCUGGUACGGACAUAUCUUGAUCGCCGCCAUCGAAAGCGAUGGAUCAUACGAGCUGCGUUUGUACUCCCGAGAGCUGCCCCUGAAUAAUCAAUCGAUCUUGCACAUUGAAUACCUCCCUUCACCCGUGGUCUUCAUCGGCCCGUCGGGGGAGGACUCCAUCCUCGUUUACACAUAUGAUAACAUCCUAUAUCACUUCAUUAUAAAUUCUAUGCACGCUCGAAUCACACUUGUUCCAGUCGGCCAAAUUGCGUUUAAUGGCAUUGUGCGAGCGCCCACGCGAGUCCGGGCGAUCAGCUGGGUCUUGCCCGAAGAUCAAAUGCGUGAUGGCGACCCAUCUCAAGAUGUGAAAGUGGCAUCUGUUCUUCUUUUGGUCGACGGCAAUUUAGUUUUGUUACAGCCUUCUCAAUCGCCCACCGGAGAUUUGAAGUAUGACAUGCGGGUGGUAUCCCAUGAUGUCGAGUACUAUAUUCUGAUGCGUGACCAAUUGUCAUUCAACUUUGCUCCUCCCAUGGAGGAAUCCCUUCCGGCGAGCCCGUCCGCUGAAAUGGCUUUGAAUAUGCAUCAUCAUAACUUAUCAUUGAGAGACUCUCUGUGGACGUUUUGUGGCAAAGACCUUCUUGCUUGGGGUGAUGUGCAAGAUAUUCUGCGACGAGAAGAUGUCCCGAAAGCGAUUGAGAUACCCCUAGACUUUUAUCCUCUAUCCGUUUUGUUGAACAAGGGCAUUGCUUUGGGAGUCGAGUCAGAAAUGACCCAACGACGCGAUACCACUUUUGCUGUGCUGAAAUUUGCCAUUCGAAUAUGCCGGGCGCGCUGUCACUCUGUCAGCAUUUCUCCCAUCUUUCAUACUUCCCGCAUGCGCUGGAAAUCCUCCUUCACCACGUUUUGGACGACGAAGGACCUGUUUGAGCAGGCUCUCAGACUCGACUCUCUAAAGACAGCCGUCGGCUACCUUCUAGUGCUGCAGGCGUUUGAAGACGACGAUGGCUAUGAGGCACCCAUUGAAGACUAUGUCGUUCGACUGCUCGUGCUAGCCUCGCAAAAGGGCGACUGGGAGCUCUGCGCCGAGCUGGCAAGGUUCCUCAUUGCUCUCGACGGGUCAGGCGAGAUGCUCCGACGAGCUAUUGAGCGAACGGGUCUCCGAAACGGAGGCCUCCCGGGGGCCGGCCUAAACGGAUCCGGAACGAGCGUCAAAGGACUCGGUCUAGCAAUCACGCCAUCCUGGUCGCCACUCUCUGCCGCAUCAUCUGUCUCACCCCGUCAAAGCAUCUCUCGCCAGGAGAGCAACACAUCCCGGACCCAAGACAGAAUGGACAGCGUUGACGAGGUUUCCUGA